UUUCAAUAACCUCGAAUUUAGACAACUCAAAAAAGAAAAGAAAAGAAAGAAAGAAAGAAAGAAAGAAAAAAAAACUCGGAAAUUGAUGAUCCCAGAUUUGAUCCUAAAAACCCCCUCGAUUUUCUGAAAACCAAGAUUCGCACCAUAAACCCUUUCAACCAAUCGGGAAAACCCAAAUCCAUUUCUUGUUGAUUCUUACUCAUUUUGAUCUGUUCUUAGUGAAUUCACUAACUUUUUUUGGAAAAGAAAUUGGGUUUGGAUUUUUCUUCUGUUUGCUUCUUCCGUCGCCGCCAAGCUGUGGUUGUUUCUCUGUUUUUUUGUUUAAAAAUCAAAGUUGAGUUUAAAGUGGUACUUCGAUUAUUGAACUACAUUUCAGUCCAAUCUGGAGGUGCCAAAAGAGUUUGGGGCUCGUCUGGUGAAGUGGGUAUUGAUUGUUUUGGGUGUUGAAGCAUUGUGUCCGGUGAUCCCUGGAGUGGAAGUUUGAUUCACGAGAGCUUGUGGGGUGAUGAGAGGUGUGUCUUUGGGCUUGAGAAGGGGAAAAUGACUGGUGGGUCAUUGGGGAUUCGCUCUGGGAGUUAUGGGUCUUUGGACAAACAGCUGCAGAACGGUGUAUUGCCGACUCAAGUUCCCACAAUAAUAAGAAGUAAGCCCUCUAAAAUGUUCAAGGAGAAGGAGACAUUGGUCCAUUGGAUCUGCAAACUCGCUGGCCGCAAGAAGGUGGGAAUGCUGCUCCUCUGUGUCAUCUCUGCAGCAGUUUUUGUUUGGGUCUUGUACGUUGGAAAAGGUGAUGAUACACGGGAAACUGCUAAUGUUCAGAACUUGCGUGCCAAUGAUAGCUUGAAUAAAAAUUCCCCUGGAUCCCCCCUGAUAAAUAGUCUGCAACCAAAUGGUCUGCAUACUACAUAUCCAGGCAAUCAGACGUCUUCCUUGAUCACUGGGGAAGCAAAAAAGAGUCAGAUAAUGCCCCCUCCUCCUCCUUCAUAUUUUCUGGGCUACACUCUUCCUCCAGGGCAUCCAUGUAAUAUUUUUACUUUGCCUCCUCCACCUGCAGACAGGAAAAGAACUGGACCACGACCAUGCCCAGUGUGUUACCUUCCUGUGGAGGAAGCUGUUGCUUUAAUGCCAAAGGUUCCCUCAUUUUCGCCCAUACUUAAGGAUUUAACAUAUAUUUAUGAGGAAUCAUUAAAUAAGGAGACAGAAUUUGGAGGUUCAGAUUUUGGUGGAUACCCUACCUUGAAGCAGCGUAAUGAUUCUUAUGAUAUAAGAGAGUCAAUGAGGGUGCACUGUGGAUUUGUGAAGGGAAGAAAACCUGGCCAUGGGACAGGAUUUGACAUUGAUGACGAUGAUCUUCUUGAGAUGGAGCAGUGCAAUGGAGUGGUUGUUGGAUCAGCUAUUUUUGGUGCUUUUGAUAACAUACAACAGCCAACUAAUAUUAGUGAAUACUCCAAGCAAACUGUCUGUUUCUACAUGUUUGUUGAUGAAGAAACAGAAGCAGAGUUGAAACGUAAUGGUAAUCUGGUAAAUAGUAAAAAGAUUGGAAUAUGGAGAGUUGUUGUUGUGCACAAUCUUCCUUACACAGAUGGAAGGCGGAAUGGAAAGAUUCCAAAACUUCUUCCACAUAGGCUAUUUCCAAAUGCUCGCUUUUCUUUGUGGAUUGAUGGUAAACUGGAGCUUGUUGUGGAUCCAUAUCAAAUUCUUGAGAGGUUUCUGUGGAGAAAAAAUGCCACUUUUGCAAUUUCUAGACAUUAUAAACGAUUUGAUUUGUUUGUUGAAGCUGAGGCAAACAAAGCUGCUGGGAAAUAUGAUAAUGCCUCGAUCGACUUUCAGGUUGAUUUCUAUAAGAAGGAGGGUUUGACUCCAUACUCCGAGGCUAAGCUUCCUAUCACUAGUGAUGUUCCUGAAGGAUGUGUGAUAAUAAGAGAGCAUGUUCCUAUCAGCAACCUCUUUACUUGUCUUUGGUUCAACGAAGUUGACCGUUUUACUUCCAGAGACCAAAUCAGUUUUUCCACAGUGAGGGAUAAGAUUACAGCAAAGACAAACUGGACUGUCAAUAUGUUCUUAGACUGUGAAAGGCGCAACUUUGUAGUACAGAGACACCAUAAAAGCGUGUUAGCGCAACUGGCACGUAUGGCUCCUCCAGCAGUUUAUCCUCCACCGCCACCCCUAAUGUUGCCAAAUGAUCCACCAAGAGUUUUUUCACUUGAAACUUCAGGUGAAAGGGUGGUGAAUUCUCCAGUUAGGAAGGUCACACCAAGACGUGGCAGAGAUAGGCGGUCCGGUUCAAGGCGGCACCGCAAGGUUGUUAGGGACAUUGAUUCAAGUUAAAAUUUUUUAUCAGGCAAUACCCAUUCUUUUUCCUCCCCAUUUCAGAAUCAUUCAUGCCGGGGCUGGAAGAUUGUUUGUGCAUUUGUUGUUUCCACAGAAAAGCACAGUUGGUCUUUCUUUCUUUUUCCCUUUUUUUUUCCCCUACAUUGUUCUACCUUCCCAAUUGCCCCCAUUUUCAUUCAUUUUUUUGUUGUAUAUAAUAUAGUCCCAAAAAAUAAUUAUAACGAGGAUUACCACUAAAAUCCCGAAGUGGUCCUCCAUUAUGUUUCUUCAUCAUAGCAUUUAUAUUGGGGCUCAAAACAUUAUAUACCUUUCUUUAUGUAUUUUUCUUCAUUUAAAAUUAAUAAACUUGAUUUUUUUAC
Rubroshorea leprosula is the source of this 2687-nucleotide messenger RNA. The record is from the annotation of a GenBank genome assembly. NCBI's taxonomy places the organism in Eukaryota, Viridiplantae, Streptophyta, Magnoliopsida, Malvales, Dipterocarpaceae.